Molecule: messenger RNA, 1811 nt
Organism: Lasiosphaeria miniovina
Lineage: Eukaryota; Fungi; Ascomycota; Sordariomycetes; Sordariales; Lasiosphaeriaceae
Product: fatty acid desaturase-domain-containing protein
Exons: 2
Coding region: 23-1594 (523 amino acids)
Biological process (GO): lipid metabolic process
Source: RefSeq, a predicted model, not a curated record
GGCUCAAGGGAGCUAGCAGUCAAUGGACGGCGAGGCUCCGCCAUUCAACGAUAGUCAUCGUUGGCAUUCCGACCUUCCAUGGACCGACACUGCAGCUGUUCCUACAAUUUUCAACAUGGUAUUCGCUAAUCUGGUGUUUGAUGCUCGGCUCACGCACCCAGAUCGCCUGGUGCUGCAGCAGCUGAGCGAAGACAUUACCAAGUCCGAGCAGUGGGUCGCAGGCAAGUCGGCACCUUCGGGCGAAUCACACCAGUUAGCAGGGCCAAAGCAAGCCCCGACGACGGGAACAGGAGCGCCACCACCACCACCACCACUACCGCCGCCGCCACCGGCAUCGGCAUCGGCAUCGGCAUCGGCGUCGGCGACAUUGCCAUCCAAGGCUCCGUCGCUGUCACAAUGCCGGCCGCCACCAUCGACAGAGCAGCCCGGAGGCUCUGGCGUCGAUGAGGAGGGCACAGCCGCCGAGCUCGCGGCGCUCAACAACCCUCUCGAUGAGCGCUUCGAGCCAACUGUCUUCACCUCUUACGAUCUCGAUGAGGCUUUUGAGGCGGCCCCGGCAUUUCUGCACGGCCCGCUCAAGCGCUACAUCUCGUGGGCGCGGGGCGUGGCGCGGGUCGAGACUGACGUCGUCUUUGUGACGCACCUGCUCAUCUACUUUGGCACCACGCUGCCGAGCGCCGCCAUGCUCUUCACCCGCUUCGGCUACCUCCACGCCGUCUUGCACAUGCUCAUGCAGGCCACCUACAUUGGGCCCUACACGCUGCUCAAGCACCAGCACAUUCACCAGAACGGCGUGCUGAACCGUCGCUUUUCCCUGCUCGACUCGCUGUUCCCUUAUGUCAUGGACCCCCUCAUGGGCCACUCGUGGAACAGCUACUUCUACCACCACGUCAAGCACCACCAUGUCGAGGGCAACGGGCCCAACGAUCUCUCAUCCACCAUACGCUACCAGCGUGACAGCCUUGUCAAUUUCCUGCACUACCUGGGCCGCUUCUACUUCUUCGUCUGGCUGGACCUGCCCCGAUACUUCUGGCGUUCCCGCAGGCCGGUGCUGGCUGCCAAGUCGUGCUUCUGGGAGCUGGGCACCUACGCUGCCAUCUACGCUGCCUGGCGGUUCAACCAUGCCGCCGCCGUCGUUGUUUUGAUCACCCCCCUUAGUCUGCUCCGUAUCGCCCUGAUGGUCGGUAACUGGGGGCAGCACGCCUUUGUUGACGAGAACGAGCCCGACUCGGAUUUUCGGUCGAGCAUUACCUUGAUCGAUGUUCCGAGCAACCGGUUCUGCUUCAACGACGGAUACCACACGUCGCACCACCUGAAUCCGCUGCGGCACUGGCGUGAGCAUCCGUUGGCCUUCCUCAAGGCUCGCGACGAGUACGCUCGGCAGGGCGCGCUCGUGUUCCACGACAUCGACUACAUCGGCAUCACGGUACGCCUGCUGUGCAAGGACUACGACCACCUCGCGCGCCGGCUCGUCCCCAUCGGCAGGGAGCAGAUGGCCCUCACCCUCGAAGGCCGUGCCGCUAUGCUCAAGACGCACACGCGCGCCUUCACCAGCGAUGAGAUUACGCAAAAGUACAGCAAGAAGUCGUCUUGAUCAGCUCUCUUCUCCAACCCUAGCCUCAGCAUUGUUGCUAGGUAUUCUUACCCCUCACUCUCCGUUGACGCAUAAAGACAGCCUCCCUCAGCGGACCGCAUUAGAGCACGCAUGUUUCUUGCCCAACUUUUAUAGAUAGACCUAAAGCAUGGCGUUCUCUGGAUUGCCGGACAUAAAUAAUUUACUUGGCUUUCGCCGUUUUGUGCAAAGAAGCCCC